CGUCACUCUAGGAUGCAACUUUCAAUGAGAGUCCUCGUGGCAGGAGUUAUCUCCGUGCUGCUGAUCAACCACUGCAAAUUCUCAUCUGGAAAACCUCUGCACCAAAAUGGCAACAAUUCCAUGUGUCACGACGUUCGGCCUUGCAAGCAUCCUGUCUUUGAUCAAGUCCGGUGCCUGGUGUCACAUCUGAACGUGUCAGCUCCAGCGUUAUUUGAUCAUUACCUCAGAACCCAAGGCUACCCUUUCACCGAGAAGAAGAAGUUGGAUGAGUUUUGUGAGCCUGACCAAGAGUUUCCUCCUUUCGUCAGCUCACUGAGUGACAAGGAGAGGGUGAUCAACCUCUACAAGAUCUUUGUCUUCUUCAAUGCCUCCUUGGACAAUAUCACCAAAGACCAAGAAAGCCUCGACAACAAUGUUGAGUCCAAAGAAGACUUGCUACGGCGGCUCAGAAAUACCACCAACAAUACCGCGGGCCUCCUCUCCAAUCUCACCUGCCUGCUCUGCUCCAAGUACAAAGUCAACCACGUGGACGUGUCUUAUGGCAAUCAUUCCAGCACCGACAGCUUUGAGAAAAAACAGAAAGGUUGCCAGAUACUCCGGAAAUACACAAAAGUCAUCAGCCACGCUGCGCAAGCUUUGGGACAUUGUCGUCACAAGCAGACGUGAUGCUAAGAUGCCCACCCUGGCCUGGUCCUCCUUCUCCUCCUCUUCCUCUCCUCCUCUUUCUUCUUCUUCUUCUUCUUCUUCUUCUUCUUCUUCUUCUUCUUCUUCUUCUUCUUCUUCUUCUUCUUCUUCUUCUUCUUCUUCUUCUUCUUCCUCU
Molecule: messenger RNA, 820 nt
Organism: Pantherophis guttatus
Lineage: Eukaryota; Metazoa; Chordata; Lepidosauria; Squamata; Colubridae
Gene: LIF
Product: LIF interleukin 6 family cytokine
Biological process (GO): immune response; regulation of cell differentiation; positive regulation of cell population proliferation
Cellular component (GO): extracellular region
Molecular function (GO): cytokine activity; growth factor activity; leukemia inhibitory factor receptor binding
Source: RefSeq, a predicted model, not a curated record